AUGACCUCCGAAGUGAUCGUCCUAGACCGCGCGUUCCUCGUCGCGAAGGGUUACAAGUUUCACGAGUUCGCCCUGCCUCCAGGUCUCGCAAUCGACACCACGGCGAAGCAGGUCGCGCUGGUCUACAACACGCUGCCGAACGACACGGCGCCUUUCAAACCGGCCGACGACAGAAUCGAGUUCAUGCCCUUUUUCACGGGCCUCGAUAUUGUCGCGUAUCCUCCUGUCGCAACACCAGGCGCCCCUUUCGGCAAGACGUUACAAGUGACGGCGCCGCCAGGGUCACCCAUUGUAAUCACUUUCCCGACCCCGGUCACGGAUCCGAAGUUUCCGCCGCAAUGUGCGGUGUUUAGUGCCGCUGGAGGGCCUAAGUACCUGACCACUACUGCCAACGCCGCCACGAAAACGAUCACCUGCAAGACCUCCACACUAGCGGAGUUUACGCUCGCGUCAGGCCCCUCCGUUCCCCUUCCGCCGACACCUCCGCCGACACCUGCGCCCACUCCUGCGCCCACGCCUGCGCCCACACCUGCGCCCACACCCGAGCCCACACCCGAGCCCACACCAGAGCCAUCCGCUCCCCCCUCGAUCCCGCCCCCAUCUCCCAAAAAGCCCCUUCCCCCGCCUCCUGCGCCGACAACUCCCCCCGCCAGCCCCAACACAACCAUCCCCACAAACAGCAGCAGCUCCGCCAACGCCGCGAGCAGCGCGAUUCCCCUUCUCGCUGUCGAACGAGCAGUACAAAAGAAGCACUCAGCAGCAAUCAAGGACAAGCUUCAGCAACUCAACGAUAUCUCGUUCUCUUACAUUUACAAGCAGACAGAAAUGGCUGCCCUCGCCAACGCUGCUGUUGCUCCGUCCACCUUCGUCGGCCAGAGCGCUGAGCUCGCCGCCAAGGUCAACAAUGUGGAGGCUCGCGUCUCCAUGAGGAAGACGGCCAAGGCCGCCCCCGCCAGCUCCUUCUACGGCCCCGACCGCCCCCAGUUCCUGGGCCCCUUCUCCUCCCCCCCGUCGUACCUCAACGGCGAGUAUGCCGGUGACUACGGGUGGGACACUGCGGGUCUGUCCGCCGACCCCGAGACGUUCGCCAAGAACCGCGAGCUGGAGGUGAUCCACGCCCGCUGGGCUCUUCUCGGUGCCCUGGGCUGCCUGACCCCCGAGCUCCUGGCGAACAACGGCGUCCAGUUCGGCGAGGCUGUGUGGUUCAAGGCCGGUGCCCAGAUCUUCUCCGAGGGCGGCCUCGACUACCUCGGCAACCCCAGCCUGAUCCACGCCCAGUCCAUCCUUGCCAUCUGGGCCACCCAGGUGAUCCUGAUGGGCGCCGUUGAGAGCUACCGCGUGGGUGGCCUCGAGGGCUUCCAGGAGGUUGAGGACCCCCUGUACCCCGGCGGUGCCUUCGACCCCCUGGGUCUGGCUGACGACCCCGACGCUCUCGCGGAGCUGAAGGUUAAGGAGCUGAAGAACGGCCGCCUCGCCAUGGUGUCGAUGUUCGGAUUCUUCGUCCAGGCCAUCGUGACCGGCAAGGGUCCCCUCGAGAACCUGUCCGACCACCUGGCUGACCCCACCGUGAACAACGCCUGGGCCUAUGCCACCAACUUCACCCCCGGCCAGUAA
This is a messenger RNA of Closterium sp. Naga37s-1, 1614 nucleotides long. The record is from the annotation of a GenBank genome assembly. NCBI's taxonomy places the organism in Eukaryota, Viridiplantae, Streptophyta, Zygnematophyceae, Desmidiales, Closteriaceae.